AUUUGUUUUGACUUUAAUAUCAUUGAGAAUUAUUAGAGUGUAUACUUUAUUUCUUAUAUAGAAAAUUUUAACUUUUCUAAACAUUUAUACAAUAAAAGAAGACUAUGGCAACUAUUUUUUAAUAAUUAUGGCAAGAUUUCUAGCACAGAUAAUUGUUCUAGGGGGACAAAUCAUCGGCAAAGCAUUUACCCAAGCUCUUAAGCAAGAGUUUCAAGCUGGCUCUCAAUUUGCAUCACGCACCUCAAAUGAAGCACCAAGACAUGCAGCAAAUACUAUUAGCGGAAUGUCUCUUGAGGAAGCUAAACAAAUUUUGAACAUAAAAGAACUUGAUCCAGAGGCAGUUCAAAAGAGUUUUGAUUAUUUAUUUAAUAUUAACGAUAAAAAAACUGGAGGCUCGUUUUAUUUACAAUCUAAGGUCUUUCGUGCAAAAGAAAGAAUCGAUAUAGAACUCAAAACAAUAAAAGAAAAAAACGAUUCAAAGACGUGACAUGAAUUUUAUGCUUGUAUUUAAAAUGCUUUUGUACUUUUUAACAUAAAUUCAAGUAACUUUAAUGUUGCUUGUGUAAAAAAGCAAUAACAUUGUAACAUCACAUUGUAUUUAGCUUCUUGUACUUAAUAAAGUGUAAACUAGUUUUUA
Hydra vulgaris (swiftwater hydra) is the source of this 637-nucleotide messenger RNA. Its product is annotated as mitochondrial import inner membrane translocase subunit TIM16. Lineage: Eukaryota; Metazoa; Cnidaria; Hydrozoa; Anthoathecata; Hydridae. The record is from RefSeq and is a predicted model, not a curated record. Gene Ontology annotation, cellular component: TIM23 mitochondrial import inner membrane translocase complex. Gene Ontology annotation, biological process: protein import into mitochondrial matrix.